Messenger RNA from Darwinula stevensoni, 1978 nucleotides. Lineage: Eukaryota; Metazoa; Arthropoda; Ostracoda; Podocopida; Darwinulidae. The record is from the annotation of a GenBank genome assembly.
UCCGUCUCUACAGGCUUGCCCGAGUGAAACGGUGGAGUGAUAUUUACGAGAAGGGGAAUCGAAAACCCCCUCGUAUAGACGUGCUUAGAUUUCUGUGAACCUCCUCCGUGUAAGGUGAGGAUGGUUUUAUUCGAGGACCCCGGAACGGAGUUGUUCGAAGGAUUCAACUUGAGCACGUUGGGGGUGGACGAAGCCUUCGUCUCCGUGAAUUCUACAACACGCUGGCACGUCUACACUCGCAACCAGGAGUGCAUCAAGUGUCCAUAUACAUCAGAGGCGAUUGUGGAAAGCGGGCAGGCAUGGAUCUGGACGGUGGAUACGAAAUUCCCAUGGAAAUUGGCUUUCUCCAAGGAGGAUGUUGGAGAUUUCCUGCCCGAGGCGAAUGAGUCCCGGGCAGAAUGCAUCGUCGGGACGGACCAUUUUGGGGAAUUCGGUGUCUAUUCCAUCGACCCUCAAAACUGUUCUUUCGAGACCCGCAAGGAACCCGUCAACAUUUAUUCAGGGCUGCUGGCAUGCUUCCUCUUCUACGUGGUUCUCGCCUUUCUUUGGAUCGUCUUCGAGGCGCUUUGGAGAAGAAGUCGACUGAAGACCUUGUGCCGGUACAUCCGAGAAUCCAUGAGACCCGAGACGACGAUAGACAUCACUUCCUCUUGGGAUGCCGAUGAAGAGAGGAAGAAAAAGAAACAUCGUCUCAAGUCCUUGGACACCUUCCGAGGGUUCCUAUGGAUCAUGGGAGUGUGCAUCCCAAUGUCCAUCCGAUCGGGAUUGCGGAGAGACGGGAGUCGACUCUCCAUCUUUCGCCACGUCCUUUCGAGAUCCGUGAAACUCUUCUUGCUUGGACUCAUCUUGAAUUCCCUCGGAGGACGGAAUGACCUUCAGAGAUUCCGAAUCUUCGGGGUCCUUCAGCGAUUCGCCGUCGCCUACUUCAUCAAUGCAGUACUCAUGCUUGCCUUUGCAAAGCAUGACUACACGCCCAUCGCCAAGGGUCCCCUGAAGGUCCUGCAGGACAUCUGGGAGUUACUGCCAGUUUGGGUGGGGAGUAUUUGCAUCCUCAUCCUCCACUUCGCCUUCACCUUCUUUCUACCCGUCCCUGGCUGCUCUUCGGGUUACCUGGGUCCCGGAGGGAUGCACGAGGAGGGGGCACACAAGAAGUGCAUCGGAGGUGCGGCGGGAUACAUCGACCGGGUCGUCCUGGGGGAAGCCCAUCUCUAUCCCACACCCACUGCUUCCAUCCUUUACGACAGUGGACCCUUCGACCCUGAGGGCAUACUAGGAAGCCUGACGUCGGCGUUCCAAGUGUUCCUGGGGAUGCAAGCCGGGAUGACGCUUUUGCUCUUCAGUGACUGGAAGAGUCGCGUGAAACGGUGGCUCGUCUGGGGUGUCACGUGUGGUGCCCUUGGUGCUCUCCUCUGCCUAGCCUCCAAGGAACAAGGCUGGAUCCCCGUCAACAAAAACCUCUGGUCUUUCUCCUACGUGAUGGUGACGACAUCGAUGGCAUUUUUCCUGCUCACUGUUUCAUAUAUCCUCAUCGACAUUCUCAAAUGGUGGAACGGGUCUCCAUUCAUAUACCCAGGGAUGAACGCGAUCGUGAUGUACGCGGGACACUCGAUUGGCUACAACCUCUUCCCCUGGCACUGGAGAUAUGGUCCCAUGAACACCCACUGGGAAAUGCUCGUGGAGAGCCUCUGGGGCACGUCCCUUUGGGUCAUCAUCGCCUUCAUCAUGUACAAGAAGAAAGUUUUCGUCGCCUUGUGACGAUGCCAUCCCGACGGGGAUCGGACAUCGUUGCCAAUUAGUGCUCUCGUUCCGAUGAACUUCUUAAAUGUGCAUUCUUUUUCAUCUGUUGUGAGAAUUGUCUCGAGGAGAAGACGAACCUGGUGCUGCCCUAGUGGUUACAGGAGUUUCAUCUCUUGUUCGACUCAAGGGAAAAUAUUUUUACUGCCAUCCUCAAAUAUGAAAAAGUGUUCUCAUGAGAAAA